Aspergillus homomorphus CBS 101889 is the source of this 1129-nucleotide messenger RNA. RefSeq names its product DUF1295 domain protein. Bases 18 to 1037 code for a protein of 339 amino acids. NCBI's taxonomy places the organism in Eukaryota, Fungi, Ascomycota, Eurotiomycetes, Eurotiales, Aspergillaceae. Gene Ontology annotation, molecular function: oxidoreductase activity, acting on the CH-CH group of donors. The transcript is spliced from 2 exons. The record is from RefSeq and is a predicted model, not a curated record. Gene Ontology annotation, cellular component: membrane. Gene Ontology annotation, biological process: lipid metabolic process.
ACUCCCACACCGGCAUCAUGAAUCUCACGGGGUCGGGUUCGCCUCUCGCCGAGGCGGACCGUCUCCGCAGUCCCGGCCUCGCUACAGGCGACGUCGGCAUCCUACGCUCGACCAUCCUCCCCUCGUUCACACUACACACAGCCCUCGACCUCGCAGCGUUCCUGGCCUCGCGCGCGACGGACACCGCGGAGAUCAAAGACUGGAACUGGCCCGCCAGCCAGGUGAUCAACGCGUGGUGGAGCGCCGUCGGCCACCAGGUGUACUACAACAACGUGGCGCCACAGACGGCGUGGCGCGCGCUCGGCUGGACGGACAAGACCAUCCUGUCACUGGUGACCGUCUGGGGCACGCGGCUGUUCGCUCGCAUCGCGUCGCGCACCCUCCGCCGCGGCGCCGACGACCCCCGCUACGUCCAGGUCAAGAAGCAGAACCCCGUCGGCUUCUGGAAGGAGGCCCUCUGGAAGCAGUACCUGCCCGAGGCCGCCUUCCUGACCCUGAUCACUCUGCCGUUCACCCUACCCUUCCGCCUGACUUCCCCCAGCGUGUCGCUUGACUCCGACGUCCAGGCUGCGCUGCGCGCGCUGGGCGUCGGCUUGUUCAGCGCCGGCUUCGCCCUCGAGGUCCUCGCUGAUAACCAGAUGGAGGCCCACCGCGCAGAGAGACAGGAUCUAUGCCGCAGUGGCGUCUGGAGUAUUGUCCGCCAUCCUAACUACCUCGGCGACACGCUCGUGCACAUCGGCUUCGCCGUCCUCAACGCAGCCACCAACUUCACGCCGCUCGUCUUCCUCGGCCCAUUGACCAACUACGUCUUCCUCCGCUUCGUGGGCGGCGACAAGAUGACCGAGGCCAGCCAGGAGGAGCGCUACAAGACGGAAAACCUGCACAAGUACGACCAGCUCCAGGAGUUCAAGAGCAAGAAGAACAGCUUCUGGCCCGGCUUCAAGGAGAUCGUCAACCCCUGGACCUGGGCAGUUGUCGGCUGCGGUGUGGCCGGUGUGGUUGUCGAGGAGACUCUCCGCGGCUGGCUCGCCAAAUAAUUUCUUUCAUGUCUGAGACGAUACAUACAAUGUUUUGCUUGAAAUGCCGUGUAAUCUAUCUAUCUAAUUCAAUCUUACUAUCUUACUACCAC